CAAAACAGAAAGACCAAUAACUGUGCACAUGAAUCCGCCAUGUGCCUAAUAAGUGAAAUGGUGAACCCAGUACCUCUAUCAGUGCUGGCUCCAAGCCUGCUCUGGUUCUGCCUGACGGUGCUAGGUUCAGGCCAAGCUCACAGUCUCUUCACCUGUGAGCCCAUUAUGGUCCAGUGGUGCCAUAGCAUGCCGUACAACAAGACAUUUUUCCCCAACAUGCUUGACCACUAUGACCAGGACAUAGCUGCUGAAGAGAUGAGGCCAUUCAUGCCCCUGGCGAACCUGAAGUGUUCCCCGGAUGUUCUCCUUUUCCUUUGCCAGGCCUUUGUCCCACAGUGCACUGAGCAGAACAGGGUUGUCCGGCCUUGUCGGGGGCUGUGUGAAAGAGUGCUGUCGGACUGCAGUAAAGACAUACGCACCUUUGGAAUCACCUGGCCACAGGAGCUGCAGUGUGACAGGUUGGAACCAUGUGGCUACACUCCAGAUGGUUCUGCUGCUCCACUCGAGAAGGUGCUGACCACGCCUAAAAGUUCUCCAUCAGUUGAGAGGGAUUUGGGUUUCUGGUGUCCCAUGCAACUUAAGACUCCACCUGGCCAAGGAUCAACCUUCCUUGGGGCUCAAGACUGCGCUCCCCCAUGCCUCAACAUGUACUUCAAACCCCAUGAGAUCGAAUACACAAAGACCUUCAUUGGUGUGUGUUCCAUCAUCUGUCUCUGCGCAACGCUGUUCACCUUCCUCACCUUCCUCAUUGACGUCAAACGUUUCCGCUACCCUGAACGUCCAAUCAUCUUCUAUGCCGUCUGUUACAGCUUCGUCUCGCUGAUCUACUUCAUUGGCUUCCUACUCGGUAACGAGGUAGCCUGCCAGGCGGCCUCCCGGUCUGGUGGAGAGGCUACUGUUGUCUUGGGUGCCCGGAGUAAAGGCUGCACAGUGCUCUUCAUGCUCCUUUAUUUCUUCUCCAUGGCUGGCAUGGUGUGGUGGGUUAUCCUCACCAUCACAUGGUUCUUGGCUGCUGGACCAAAGUGGAGCUGUGAGGCCAUUGAGAAAAAAGCCGUGUGGUUCCAUGCUGCUGCCUGGGGACUUCCUGGUGCACUUACUGUCGUACUUCUUGCCCUCAACAAAGUGGAGGGAGACAGCAUCAGCGGUGUGUGUUUUGUGGGACUCUAUGAUCUGGCUGCCUUACGUUGGUUCAUCCUGGCUCCUCUAGGCGUGGGCGUGGUUGUCGGACUCUCACUGUUAUUGGCUGGUAUUGUGUCACUCAACCACGUGAGACAGGUUAUACAGCACGAUGAACGCAACCAAGAGAAGCUGAAGAAAUUCAUGAUCCGCAUUGGGAUCUUCAGUGGCCUGUAUUUGCUGCCACUGCUCACGCUGCUGGGGUGUCACCUUUACGAGCAAAGCCAUCGAGUAACCUGGGAGAACACCUGGAUUAAUGACCGAUGUGAGGAAUAUAGUAUCCCCUGUUUGUACAAGAGAACAGAUUUUGAUCGGCCUGAUCUCUCACUGUUCCUAAUAAAAUACUUGAUGACGCUGAUAGCUGGUUUAUCUGCCGUUUUCUGGGUCAGCAGCAAGAAAACAUGUUCAGAGUGGGCAUUUUUCUUUGACAGAACUCGACAAAAAGACCCCAUCAGUGAGAGUCGCCGAGUGCUCCAGGAAUCGUGCGAGUUCUUCCUCAAGCACAACAGCAACAUUCAGAGCAAGAAAAAGCACUACAAGCCAGGCUCCCACAAGCUCAAAGUUGUCUCCAAGUCGAUGGGCACCAGCACUGGAGCGGCCGCCUCUACUCCAAGUAACCAUGACAACCUGUCUGCUAAUCACUACGCCCAGAGUCAAGCACACAGCUCCUCCGAAGUGUCUAGAAGGGAGCAGCUUGAGCGGGUGGGAUCUAGCCGGGGAUCCCGGGAUCUGAAUGAGAGAUGGAGUAAAGCAGGUGGCAGCUCUAGCAAGAUCAGCAGCCAAUCAGAGGGCAGGAUGACAUCCAAAAAGAGCUUGUCUUCAGCAGGACACAUGCAGCUGGGACAGCAGCCCAUCCAAAGUUCCCACAGUGACAGUUCCAAGAGCUGUACACCCAGGACAGUGCGUGUGGCUCCAGACCAGGCCCCUGGCAGAGACAGUGGUUGUUCCAAUGCCUGA
This is a messenger RNA of Chanos chanos (milkfish), 2133 nucleotides long. It is a transcript of the gene fzd6, whose product is annotated as frizzled class receptor 6. Lineage: Eukaryota; Metazoa; Chordata; Actinopteri; Gonorynchiformes; Chanidae. The record is from RefSeq and is a predicted model, not a curated record. Gene Ontology annotation, molecular function: Wnt-protein binding; Wnt receptor activity. The transcript is spliced from 6 exons. Gene Ontology annotation, biological process: non-canonical Wnt signaling pathway; canonical Wnt signaling pathway. The coding region runs from base 40 to 2133 and encodes 697 amino acids. Gene Ontology annotation, cellular component: plasma membrane.